Messenger RNA from Anopheles cruzii, 4287 nucleotides. RefSeq names its product echinoderm microtubule-associated protein-like CG42247 (gene DCX-EMAP). Gene Ontology annotation, cellular component: mitotic spindle. Lineage: Eukaryota; Metazoa; Arthropoda; Insecta; Diptera; Culicidae. The record is from RefSeq and is a predicted model, not a curated record. The transcript has 11 exons. Bases 1 to 4287 code for a protein of 1428 amino acids. Gene Ontology annotation, biological process: intracellular signal transduction; microtubule cytoskeleton organization. Gene Ontology annotation, molecular function: microtubule binding.
AUGGUCAAGGAAUUGUCCGCGCGGUACCGAAGCAAGUGCCCGCCGUCAUCGCACCUAGAGCGGAAGGCGCACCUACGAUCCAGCAGCUUCUUGGACUUGGAGCACCACCAACACCAGCACCAGCACCAGCACUAUUACUAUUGCGACGACGAGGACGAAGACGACGAGGACGAGGACGACGAGGACGACUACUAUAUCCAGGGUCACUACUACGAGCGCCAGCCGCCGCCGCCGCCGCCAACCAACUACUACCACUACCACCAUCAGGAGCGCCAUCCGAGGCCCGAGUCGGGACAUCGCAGGAUGGACCAGUCUAGUGGUGGUGGUGGUGCUAGUGACGCUGACCAUCCGGUAGAGCGCCCGAAUCCGUCGCCGGCCGCCACUACCUCCGCCGCCACCGCAUCGACGAGCGAGCUCGCCGGCGACCCGACACGACACGACGCACCCGAGCGCGCCGGCCCUAAGAUGGCGCUGACCGCCGAAGAUGGCGGCGGCCGAAGCUCGCCAGCGAAGGCCGCUACCGUCGUCGGGCCGGGUCCGAGCGGCAACGCACUGCCCGGUGGCCCGCCAGUAGCUUCGAUUCGCUCGAGCACGACGGUGCUGCCAGCCACGAACUCCGCCGACUCGGCCACGACUCAGGCACCGCCUCAACAGCCGCCAGCAGCAGGAGCAGCAGCUGCGAGCCAGGCUCUCGCAAGUGACACGCCACAACCAGUGAAACCGUUGCCGGCCCCGCCACCGAAUAAAGGGCGCCCGCCCGGCAAGGAUCGGUCUCCCGGAGCGGCCGCCAACAGUAGCAGCAGCAGUCCGCACCUCAACAAUCUAUCAAACGCAGGAGCCGCCGCCGGACAGCCGCCGGCCACAUUCAACCACCAGCACCAGCAGCAGCCCGCCCGGCCACCGAGCAGCCCGCUCAGUAGCCCGCAGGAACCGUCGUUUCCGGCGCCCCGGGGACCGCCACCGAUCGCGGCCGGUAUCCGGCCGCGCAAGGGCGGCUGGAAGAGCCGCCAGGCGGACAGCGGCUCGUUCGGGAACAACCCGGCUCCCAACGGCGACGACGAAGACCCCGCCACCGCAGGAUCCGUGCCCCCGCUGGUCCGACGCCAGCCGAUCCACGUCAAUCCGGUCAUCAACCGUGACAAGCUCGCCAGUGGCGGCGGCGUCGUAGGUGGAGGCGGCGGUGGCGGCGGCGGCUGGGGUCAGCGGCAACGCCAGAACCAGAGCCAGGGCCCAGGACCUGCUGGACCCGGCGGCGGCGGGGGUGCAACACCAACGGCGGCGGCGACCACACCAGCGGCUGCAGCAGUCACCGCGUCCGGUUCGGGUAGCGGCAGUGGUUCGCAGUCAUCGCAGGUUGCGGCCAUCAGGCGGAACCACCAGCAGCAGCCGCGCGGCCCGGACUUGGGGCUGGAGCUGGCCGGUGACCUGGCCGACAGUGUCCCCGGGCCGUCGGGGCUACUGCCGAGCAACCCGGGCGUGCCUGGCACGAUCGGGGGCAACCCGCAGUCACGCUACUCAAACCUGUCGUUCUGGAAGGCGCGCAGGGUGCUGUUCUACCGGAAUGGCGAUCCCUUCUUCCCCGGCGUCGAGUUCCGGUUCAAGCCGGGCCGCGACAUCUGCACGCUCGAGGCACUGCUGGACAAGAUCUCCGCCCGGAUGGACCUGCCGCGCGGGGCCCGCUACAUCUUCUCGAUGGACGGCGACCGCAAGUACGCGCUGGACGAGCUGGAGGACGGUUCCAGCUACGUCGUCUCGUCGUUCAAGGUGUUCAAGCCGGCCAGCUACGGGAAGAAGAAUGGUGUGUGGUACGCAUCGCCCGGCAACCAGGGCUGGGGUAUCGGUGCCGCCGGUGGCGCUACACCCGCACGGCUCGGCCGCAAGCCGUCGGUCACCGAGGUGGACAACAUGGCGUCGGGGAGCCUGAAGCCGAGUGCCGGGCGUGUGAUCCGCAUCAUCAACAGCCACGACCACAGUGUGCAGUGCCGCGUGCUGCUGAACCUGCGCACCUCGCAGCCGUUCGAGGAGGUCCUGGAGGACCUCGGGCAAGUGCUGAAAAUGAUCGGAGCCAAAAAGAUGUAUACCAACAACGGUCAGGAGGUGCGCAGCUUCUCCCAGCUGCGCAACGAGUUUGCCGAGGUGGAGACGUUCUACCUGAGCAACACGCCCUCCCUGCCUCUCGGGGCGCUCGGCCCGGGCGUGAUCCCGCCGUCACCCGGGCGCCGCUCGCGCUCCCGGCUCGGCGGUUCCAUGCCGGACGACCUGUCGAAGACGGCCACGGCACGGCAGCGGGCCCGCAGCAAGAGCCGGCCGCGUGUCCUGUACGUGCCGGAGAAUGAGCUGGUGCGCGCCUCGUCCGACUACCCGCUGCUGGACGCGAUGAAGGAGGAACCCACCCGCAUCACGAUCCGCGGCUUGCGGCGCACCUUCUACCCGCCCAUCCAUCAUCCGCCCAUUGAUAACGCACCGCCGGACAAGAAGCUCUCGCUCUUCUGGGUCCACGGCUACCGGGGCAUCGACUCGAAGCGUAACCUGUGGGUGCUGCCCUCUGGCGAGCUGCUCUACUACGUGGCGGCCGUCGCCGUGCUGUACGACCGGGAGGAGGACGCCCAGCGCCACUACACUGGCCACACCGAGGACAUCAUGUGCAUGGAGGUGCACCCGUCGCGGGAGCUGGUCGGGUCCGGGCAGCGGGCGGGCCGGGACCGAAAGUCGCAGGCUCACGUCCGCAUUUGGAGCACCGAGUCGCUGCAGACACUGUACGUGUUCGGGAUGGGUGAGCUCGACUCGGGCGUCAUCGCGGUCGCCUUCUCGCAGCUGAACGGUGGCAGCUACAUCCUGGCGGUGGACGCCGGCCGCGAGAGCAUACUGUCCGUGUGGCAGUGGCAGUGGGGCCAUCUGCUGGGCAAGGUGGCGACCCUGCAGGAGGGCAUCUGGGGCGCCACGUUCCACCCGCUCGAUGACAAUCUCCUCAUCACGCACGGCCGGGGACACCUGGCUUUCUGGCACCGGCGGAAAGAUGGGUUCUUCGAGAAGACCGACAUCAUCAAACCGCCGGCCAGGACCUUCGUCACCUGCGUCCAGUUCGAGCCAGACGGCGACGUCAUCACGGCCGACAGCGACGGGUUCAUCACGAUCUACAGCGUCGACGCGGACGGGGCGUACUUCGUGCGCAUGGAGUUCGAGGCCCACAACAAGGCCAUCGCCUGCAUGGUCAUGCUGUCCGAGGGUACGCUCAUCUCGGGUGGCGAGAAAGACCGCAAGAUCGCCGCCUGGGAUUCGCUCCAGAACUAUAAGCGCAUCACGGACAUCAAGCUGCCCGAGUCAGCGGGCGGCGUACGGUCGAUCUAUCCGCAGCGACCGGGGCGCAACGAUGGCAACAUCUACGUCGGCACGACGCGCAACAACAUCCUGGAGGGAUCGCUGCAGCGGCGCUUCAACCAGGUCAUCUUCGGGCACGGCAAGCAGCUGUGGGCGCUGGCCGCUCACCCGGACGACGAGGUGUUCGCGACCGGCGGCCACGACAAGUUCGUGGCCCUCUGGCGGCGCCAGAAGCUGAUCUGGACGACCUCGGUCGGGUACGAGAUCAUCUCGCUCGCGUUCCACCCGUACGGUGCGGCCCUGGCGGCCGGCAGCUCCGAGGGCCACCUAAUCGUCAUCAACGCCGAGAACGGGGCGACGAUGCUGACGAUCCGUGUCUGCGGCUCACCGCUGAACGCCGUCGAGUUCAACCAAGUCGGCGACAUGAUCGGCAUCGGGUCACAGAACGGCAGCAUCUACCUGUUCCGGGUGUCGCGCGACGGCUUCUCGUACAAGAAGAUCAACAAGAUCCGCGGCUCGCAACCGCUGACGCACCUGGACUGGAGCUCGGAGGGCAACUUCCUGCAGUCGGUCACGGUCGACUUCGACCUGCUGUUCUGGGACGUGAAGUCACUGUCGCCGGAGAAGAGCCCGAUCGCGAUGAAGGACGUCAAGUGGAUGACCAGCAACAGCACGGUCGGGUUCCUGGUGGCGGGCCUGUGGAACAACCGGUACUACCCGGCGCCGGCCAACACGGUCGUCACGACGACGGCUCGCACCGCGGCCCAGGACCUGCUGGCGUCGGGCGACGCCGACGGCUACCUGCGCCUGUUCCGCUACCCCGUCAUCACGCCCCGGGCUGAGUUCACCGAGGCGAAGGUGUACUCCGGCACGCUGGCCUGCCUCAAGUUCCUGUACGGCAACCACAGUCUGGUGACGGUCGGCGGCACCGACGCGUCGCUCAUGAUCUGGGAGCUGACCGAGGAAUAG